Messenger RNA from Ahaetulla prasina, 2195 nucleotides. RefSeq names its product ATP binding cassette subfamily F member 2 (gene ABCF2). NCBI's taxonomy places the organism in Eukaryota, Metazoa, Chordata, Lepidosauria, Squamata, Colubridae. The transcript is spliced from 13 exons. The record is from RefSeq and is a predicted model, not a curated record. Gene Ontology annotation, molecular function: ATP binding; ATP hydrolysis activity. The coding region runs from base 87 to 2048 and encodes 653 amino acids.
GGGCGCACGCGGCCGCAGCUGUUCCGCCGAGGGAGGGCAGGCAGGAAGCCGGAUCGGAAGAAGGAGAAGCCGCCGCCGUUGCCGCGAUGCCGUCCGACCUGGCCAAGAAGAAGGCGGCCAAGAAGAAGGAGGCGGCCCGCAGGAAGGAGGCCGGCAAGAGCAGGCCCAGGCUCGGCAGGGGGCCCGGCGAGGAGGACGAGGGAGGCGGAGGAGGGGAGGCCAACGGGCGCCCGGAAGAGCCCGGUAGGGAGGGAGGGAGAGGUGGGGGUGGGGGAAGGGAGGGAGGGAGCGGCGAUGGGAUGGCUGAGCCGUGGCUUCUCCCGGCAGAGCUGGACGAGGCUUCGAGAGCGCUGGAGGCCUUUGAGCUGAAGAAGGCGGCCGCCCGGGCGGUGACGGGGGCCCUGGCCUCGCACCCCAACAGCACCGACGUCCACGUGAUCAGCCUCUCGCUCACCUUCCACGGCCAGGAGUUGCUCAGCGACACCCGGCUGGAGCUCAACUCCGGCCGCCGCUACGGCCUCAUUGGCCUCAACGGCACUGGCAAGUCCAUGCUGCUGUCGGCCAUCGGGAAGCGGGAGGUGCCCAUCCCGGAGCAUAUCGACAUCUACCACCUGACACGGGAGAUGCCGCCCAGCGAGAAGACGCCGCUGCAGUGCGUGAUGGAGGUGGACACCGAGCGGGCCAUGCUGGAGCGGGAGGCCGAGCGCCUGGCUCACGAGGACGCCGAAUGCGAGAAGCUGAUGGAGCUGUAUGAGCGACUGGAGGAGCUGGACGCCGACAAGGCGGAGGCACGAGCCUCCCGCAUCCUGCAUGGCCUGGGCUUCACCCCUGCCAUGCAGAGGAAGAGCCUGAAAGACUUCAGCGGUGGCUGGCGGAUGCGGGUGGCACUUGCCAGGGCCCUCUUCAUCCGGCCCUUCAUGCUGCUGCUGGACGAGCCCACCAACCACCUCGACCUGGAUGCCUGCGUCUGGCUGGAGGAAGAGCUGAAAACGUUCAAGCGCAUUCUGGUCCUGAUCUCGCAUUCCCAGGACUUCCUGAAUGGCGUCUGCACCAACAUCAUCCACCUGCACAACCGCAAACUCAAAUACUACACAGGCAACUACGAUCAAUACGUCAAGACCCGAGUGGAACUGGAGGAGAACCAGAUGAAACGGUUCCACUGGGAGCAAGAUCAGAUCACCCACAUGAAGAAUUACAUCGCCCGCUUCGGACAUGGCAGCGCCAAGUUAGCCCGCCAGGCUCAGAGCAAAGAAAAGACCCUCCAAAAGAUGAUGGCCUCUGGACUGACCGAACGCGUCAUCAACGAUAAGACCCUCUCCUUCUACUUCCCCUCCUGUGGAAAGAUCCCGCCUCCUGUCAUCAUGGUGCAGAAUGUGAGCUUCCGCUACAGCAAAGAUGGGCACUGGAUCUACAACAACCUGGAAUUUGGCAUUGACCUGGACACGCGGGUGGCUUUGGUGGGGCCCAACGGGGCCGGGAAGUCCACGCUGCUCAAACUCCUUACCGGAGAGCUGCUCCCGACGGAUGGCAUGAUCCGGAAGCACUCGCACGUCAAGAUAGGCCGCUACCACCAGCACCUGCAAGAGCAGCUGGACCUGGAUCUCUCUCCGCUGGAGUACAUGCUGAGGUGUUACCCCGAGAUCAAGGAGAAGGAGGAGAUGCGGAAGAUCAUCGGCCGCUACGGGCUGACUGGGAAGCAGCAGGUCAGCCCCAUCCGGAACCUGUCCGAUGGUCAGAAGUGCCGCGUGUGCUUCGCGUGGCUGGCGUGGCAGAACCCCCACAUGCUCUUCCUGGAUGAGCCCACCAACCACCUGGACAUUGAGACCAUCGACGCCCUGGCCGACGCCAUCAACGACUUCGAAGGGGGCAUGAUGCUGGUCAGCCAUGACUUCCGCCUCAUCCAGCAGGUGGCCCAGGAGAUCUGGGUAUGUGAGAAGAAGACCAUCACCAAGUGGCCUGGAGACAUCCUUUCUUAUAAGGAGCAUCUCAAGUCCAAGAUGCUGGUGGACGAAGAGCCUCAACUCACCAAGAAGAUGCACAACGUUUGAGCAGCACCCCUCUGCCCCCCAGGAGGGAAUGGGGUUGGGGGCAGCCCGCUCUGCUCCCUGGGACCCUGGUACCAGCCUCCCCAAGGGAAGGUGGGCAAGGUUGCCUCCCUCCUGCUGCAUCCGGCCUCCCCUCAGCUUCUUUCUGCC